Molecule: messenger RNA, 289 nt
Organism: Caenorhabditis sp. 36 PRJEB53466
Lineage: Eukaryota; Metazoa; Nematoda; Chromadorea; Rhabditida; Rhabditidae
Source: the annotation of a GenBank genome assembly
AUGAGUACCUCUCUGCUUCCCUGCCUGUUGGUGAUUGUUCUGGCGGUUACUGUAUCCACGCAUCCGAUUGGAUUUAUGGUCAAGAGUCAUCUACUCGCUGCAUCGGCCAACUCAACUGAUACGGAGUGAGUUGGGAUACGUUCUGGGGGCUAAGGAUCUUUUGUCUAAUUACAGUUGCUCAACUGGAAACUGUACUUUCCCGCUCACCAAUUCAUCUGGAUCUCAACCUUCGUUCCAAGGAUCAGUUGUGAUCACAAUGCUCAGCUUCCUUGGGAUGCUCGUCAUAUAG